GUUGCAUUGGUUGCUUGCUUUGUUGAUUUCUAUUUUUCUAUUAAAUAAAGCGAUAGCUUAUCUUUCAGAUUCAGGACAGCCACGCCACGACGGUUAUUGGCAAUUGGUUUAAUAUUAUAUUGUCGCCGCGCCUCUUACGAUAAAUUUAUCGCACAGAUACGUCACUUUCGCAAAAUUCGAAACGCAUGCUUUAAAAUUUAUAUACUGUUAAUUUUGUGACCAUAAGUGGAUGUGCUGUGCUAAUCUUUAAGUUUAAAUAGCAAAACCUUAAUUCAAGUGAAAUAAAGUAUAAUUAGUGGUUAAUUUAUCAAAAUGUCGGCGUUAAAUAAUUUCUCCGUGUCAGUAGCGAGAAGCUUGCGGCGUCUUCGUAAUAAAGACCUGACGAAUGAUUUACCGACGCGGUCUCCGAAGCGUCGUGGGAGUUCGGCCUCAAAAGAACUAGACCCGAAAAUGAAAAUGGACAAAUGUCUGAUUGUUUCAAAGGCCACAAGAUACGACUACGAAAAACAUAGUCACGAUAAUAUAUCGGACGUGGAGUUGGAGAGGAUAUUGAGGCAGCGCGGUUCAGACUACGACAUGAUCAUGGCGAACCACAGAGAACAGAAGGCGUUUGAGGAGGGCAUCGCGAAAAAUCUCAAGGACAUGGGCAUCAAGGUUGAAAUGGCUAGCAGACGUACGUACAAUGAUGAAUUGAUAAAGUGGUGCGACGUUGUGGUGCCCUGUGGUGGGGACGGAACUUUUUUAUUGGCGGCCUCAAGAGUCCGAGAUCCCAAUAAGCCCGUGAUAGGUUUGAACAGCGCCCCGCACAAGUCCGUGGGACGUCUCUGUCUGCCCACGUGGUGCUCGAACGAUGUGAAGGGCGCGCUCCACGCCCUCAAGGAGGGUCGAUUCCGUUGGAUGCGUCGUUCAAGGAUACGCACGACGGUCACCUGCGAACCUAAACACCUGGACACCAUCACGCCAGUCGACUUACACACGCUGCAUUACAGCAGGUACCCGCCUGUGCAUAGCGCAGAAUACAACACAGACACCAAGAGGCCACUCGGAAUAGACGCACAAGGAGAUAACUCCACAUUGGCCACCAAGGUUCUGCCGUUUCUGGCGUUGAAUGAGGUUUUCAUAGGCGAGAGCGUGACGUCUAGGGUUUCGGUACUGAGGUUGCAGAUCGACAACGGCAAGUGGACGCACACGAAAAGCUCCGGCCUCUGCGUGACCACCGGAACCGGAAGCACCUCCUGGCAUUUCAGCAUAAACUGUCUCAGAACGCAUUCAGUUCUCGAACUGAUGAAGAUACUGGCCCAAGAUUACAACGUUAAGCUCGACACGAGUCUAGAGAAAGCCCGGGAGGUCGCCGAGAGAUACAACAAGAAGCUCAUGUUCGGACCUGAAUCGGAGCAGCUCGCAUAUUCAGUCCGGGAGUACAUAACUUUCGAGGAGUGGCCGGCGCCGCGGGGGCUGCGCGUCCGGGACCGCGCGUCCGCCGUCUGCGUGCGCUCGCACUGCACUGACGCAGGGCUAGUCAUAGACGGCAGUGUAUCCUUCCCGUUCAACGACGGUACUGAGGCUCUCCUGGAGAUCCACCCGGAGGACUCCCUUAUGACCGUGCAAAUGGACGACGCUUUACCGUAUUGAACUAGUUCAAUGAAAAAACAACUGUAUUUAGAUCAAUAUAGAAUCUAAAAUAAUAAUUCAAUAAUAACGGCUGAAUAAAAUAUAAUAUAUUUCCUGUGAACAGUGAACGUUUUGUUGGAUUAAAGAUUAGAUCGAAGAAUGUAAGGGACGUAAAAAAAAAUAUUUUAAUAAAAUAAACUAAAUGUCGUGUCGUGUCGUGUCGUACGGUAUAAAUGUCGGGUGUUAGAGCGAAUAUAGCUUUAGCUUAAAUCGUCUGAGACACACAGCCUAGCGUUGUAUGAAGGCUGUCAAAUGUUCUGUCAAUGUCACUUAUUUGUAGUAGUAGUUCUAUUUUUCCGACUGGAAAGUCGAAGGUGUCACACUAUACAGCCUAAUCGUUUGUAUACUCUGCUAUAUAAAAAAAAAAUUGUGUUUAAAAUGUUAUGAGUGGAUGAAGUUGUGUGUAUUUGAGACUGUAUAGGAUGAAAUAAAAUAUCAGUAAAAUUGUGUUUAUUUAUAAAUACUUGUGGACUUUUUGGAAGAACCCGAGGAGCU
Bombyx mandarina (wild silkworm) is the source of this 2166-nucleotide messenger RNA. It is a transcript of the gene Nadk2, whose product is annotated as NAD kinase 2, mitochondrial. Gene Ontology annotation, biological process: NADP+ biosynthetic process; NAD+ metabolic process. Gene Ontology annotation, molecular function: NAD+ kinase activity. The record is from RefSeq and is a predicted model, not a curated record. Gene Ontology annotation, cellular component: mitochondrion. Lineage: Eukaryota; Metazoa; Arthropoda; Insecta; Lepidoptera; Bombycidae.